Messenger RNA from Oncorhynchus gorbuscha (pink salmon), 2988 nucleotides. RefSeq names its product GTP-binding protein 2-like. The record is from RefSeq and is a predicted model, not a curated record. The transcript is spliced from 12 exons. The coding region runs from base 405 to 2270 and encodes 621 amino acids. Gene Ontology annotation, molecular function: GTP binding; translation elongation factor activity; GTPase activity. Gene Ontology annotation, biological process: translational elongation. NCBI's taxonomy places the organism in Eukaryota, Metazoa, Chordata, Actinopteri, Salmoniformes, Salmonidae.
CCAAUCACUGACCAGGACCAACCCUGCUUAGCUUCAGAAGCAAGCCAGCAGUGGGAUGCAGGGUGGUAUACUGCUGGCAAAUUAAAUCAACUGGAGCUGAUUUACUGGUGUUUUUAGUAUUGUAUGUCCAACAAUGAAAAACAUUUAAAUUCGUUAAUAUAAAAAAAUGGUAAUAUAAAUAAUAUAAUAUAAAUCGGGACGCGGGCCGCCAGUUGGGGAGCCCUGAGUAUGGGCUAGCUAGCAGAAGGCAAGUGAUGGAGAGAAGGCCAGCCUCAGUUGGACCGAUUGCGUUAGCUACCCAUACUGAGCCCAUAUGUAUGUGUAUUUAUUCAUUUUCAGGCGUACAACUUUAAGUCCGUUAUAUUCUUACAGCGUGGGUUAGCGUUAGCUAGUUCAUUCUCGUGAUGGAUGCGCAAAUAUCAGGCGGGACCGGUGUUGGUACAACCGCUAACGUUAGAUCAAAUUUGCCUAACGUUAGAUCAAAUUUGCAAGGACCCAGUUCAGGUAACGGGAGAAGGAUGACGUCCAAAAAAACGCGUUCAAAAAAGGGGAAAAGAAGAAAGAGACGGAGGAGUAAAAAGACGAAGACCAACAAAACACCACCAUAUUUACCACCGGAGGCGGAAGAAGGAAACAUUGAAUAUAAGCUGAAGUUGGUGAACCCCACACAAUACCGAUUUGAACACCUGGCCACCCAGCUAAAAUGGCGUCUUCAAGAGGGACGGGGCGAGGCAGUGUAUCAGAUUGGGGUGGAAGACAAUGGUCUGCUUGUCGGACUGUCAGAGGGAGACAUGAGAGCCUCACUGAAGACCCUACGGAGGAUGGCAGAGAAGGUUGGUGCUGACAUCACACUUCUACGGGAAAGAGAGGUGGAUUACGACUCAGACAGAAACUGCCGGAAAAUCUCAGAGGUUCUUGUCCGAAAAGUUCCAGACGACCAACAGUUCUUGGACCUGCGUGUGGCGGUACUGGGAAACGUGGACUCAGGGAAGUCCACGCUGUUGGGCGUGCUGACUCAAGGCGAGCUGGACAACGGGCGAGGCCGGGCACGCCUCAACCUCUUCAGACACCUUCAUGAGAUCCAAACAGGCAGGACAUCAAGCAUCAGCUUUGAGAUUUUGGGCUUCAAUAGCAAAGGGGAGGUGGUGAACUACAGUGACUCCCGUACAGCCGAGGAGAUUUGCGAGAGCUCUUCUAAGAUGAUCACCUUCAUUGACCUGGCCGGCCACCACAAGUACCUGAAAACCACCAUUUUUGGCCUCACCAGCUACUGCCCAGACUUCGCCAUGCUGGUGGUCAGCGCCAACACAGGCAUAGCUGGCACCACCCGCGAGCACCUGGGCCUGGCCAUGGCACUAAAGGUGCCCAUCUUUAUCGUGGUCAGCAAGGUGGACUUGUGUGCCAAAGGAACAGUGGAGCGCACAGUACGCCAGCUGGAGCAUGUCCUCAAGCUUCCCGGCUGUAACAAAGUGCCGAUGGUGGUGGCCAGCCCAGACGACGCCGUCACAGCCGCCCAGCAGUUCGCUCAGUCCUCCAGCAUCACGCCCAUCUUCACCCUGUCCAGCGUGUCUGGAGAGAGUCUGGCCCUGCUUAAGGUCUUCUUCAACAUCCUGCCUCCUCUCAGCAACAGCAAGGAGCAGGAGGAGCUCAUGCAGCAACUCACUGAGUUCCAGGUAGAUGAGAUCUAUACCGUGCCAGAUGUGGGGACAGUGGUGGGAGGAACUCUCUACAGUGGGGUGUGUCGCGAGGGGGAGAGGCUGGUGGUUGGCCCUACAGACGAGGGCCGUUUCCUGAGGCUGAAGGUGGGCAGCAUCCAUAGGAACCGCUCGGCAUGCAGGGUGCUGAGAGCCGGCCAAGCCGCCACACUGGCCCUCGGCAACUUUGACCGCUCGCUGCUCCGCAAGGGUAUGGUGAUGGUCAGCCCGAAGAUGAACCCCACCAUCUGCUGGCAGUUUGAGGCGGCCAUCGUCCUUCUCUUCCACGCCAAAACAUUCCGUCGGGGCUUCCAAGUGACUGUGCACGUGGGGAACGUAAGACAGACGGCUACCGUGGAGUGCCUGCAUGGAAAAGAGGAGCUGCGCACAGGAGAGAGGGCUGUGGUCUGCUUUCGCUUCAUUAAACACCCCGAGUACCUCCGCAUGGGCGCCAAGCUGCUCUUCAGGGAGGGCGUGACCAAGGGCAUCGGCCAUGUCACCAGCCUCCUGCCUGACUCACAUGACCAGAACCAGAUCCAUGACCAGAACCAGAACCAGAGGGAGAUAGAGAAAUAGAGAGGAGGAGAAAGGGGGAAGGAGAAGAAAUGAUAAGCUCUCCUAAACAUGUAUCCCCCUCUCUCAGUAAGUUUGUGUGAACUGCCGGCGCCGGACGUCAUCCCAGUAGAUUGUAUUGAACCACACACUAGUAUUUUAAUCCCCAUUUGUGUGUAUCUAAGUGUGUCUGUACUGUACUUUCCACAUCUGCCCUUCGUGCCAUGUAGAGAUGUGAAGCCCUAUUGAAACACUUGAUAUUUCUCAGUGGUGGAUUCUGGAACGAAUGCUUUGAUGAGUGUGGGUAGAGGCAAAGGUCGGUAUCUUAAAUCAAAGUCUGGUGACCUCGUCGAAGGCAGGCUAAGCUUUCAUCUAAUCUGCUGUGGGUUGCUUGAAGGAACCAUUCCCUUCCCUCUCUUGGUCAUUUCAUAACAGAUACAAUAGAUCAAAUGCCUGCUCUCCCUGUUUUACUAUACUGGACAAUGUGGAACGUACUCAGCAUACCCAUCCGUUGGAGGUUUAAAGGGAUAGUUGGCUUUUUAAAAGUAUUAGGUCAUUGUCGACUUACCUAAGGCAGGAUUUCCCAAACUCGGUCCUGGGCCCCACUCCCCUUGGUGCAAGUUUUGAUUUUUGCCCUAUUUUAUUUUAUUUUAUUUCACCUUUAUUUAACCAGGUAGGCUAGUUGAGAGGUUAGCUGCUCAGAUAGCUGAUGUUUGAAGUUGGUGAGGGAGAUAAAAGUCUC